AUGAAAUUAUCCGGGUAUCUAGUGGUCCUAGCCGCCGCAGGACAUGUUCUAGCAACACUGGUAGAAGAACUUGUUAACCAAGCCAACAGAGCCUUUGAUAGUGAAGGUAUAUCAUUUAACACUCUUAAUGUCUAUGACUCCAUUACCCGGCAAUUGGAGGGGAUGGGAGAAGUAGAUCAAUUGGUAUCGAUAUUAUUCAAGAAAUCUCUUAUAGAGGUUAACCUCGGCAAGCAUUUGCAAGCCAUUGAAGACUUGGAAAGGUGUUUACAAUUGGACCCUCAUAUGGCCUCAGCCAAGAGCUCAUUGGCCAAACUUUAUAUUGACCAAGGACGGUUUGACGAUGCUUUGGGCGUCAAUGACCCUUCAACUACAACCACUGUAUCUCAGGUAUUACGGGCUACUGACGAGAGUCGUUCCCUAUUGGCUGACCACAAAUAUGGUGAGUGUUUAGCAGUGUUGAACGAUCAAGUCCUUCCAUUCACGACUUCCAAUAGUGAAAUUUGGGAACUACAUUAUCAUUGUUCAUUGGGGAACUUUGACUCUGAAAGUUAUGUUAGUGACAUCAUUCAAGAUGUUAAGGAGAUCAUCAAGUCUUCUGGGUCCAUCCCCUCCUUGAAAUGGUAUCCAGUGUUGUCCAAUUAUUUAUUAUAUGGUAAUGUUCAAUACAAUGUGGCUAUGAAAUAUAUUAAGUCGUGUAUGAGAAUUGACUUUGAAUAUGCUGCCUGUGGGAAGCUUUCCAAGUUGUAUUCCCGUUUAAGUUUGUUGUUGCAACUGUUGGAAGAGUAUGGGAUAUUCCAAGAAUAUGUCUAUGACUUUACUGGUGAUCUUCCACUGGAUGUCAUUCAAGAUUACGAAUGGAGCAAACUUUACACUUUACUUUUUGAACCCAAACACAAGGUCCGUUUGGCUAGAGGGGUUAGCAACAACUUUGAGUUCUUAAUUGGGGAAUAUGAAUCUUUUAUAAACUCCCUGAAAACCGAUCCAACAAAAUAUAACUUUAGGAAAUACCUUGUACGUUUAGGUUGUGAGGCUGGAAUACGACUGGGUAAAAUAAAAAGUAGUAAUAAUAUUUGUAAGGAGAUUCCUGAUGACGAUAAGUUUUUCCCUAAAUAUGCUUUGGAGAUUGACAAGUUGAUUAAACAGGGCAAAUAUCAAGAAGCCAAAUCUAGAAUGGGACAUUUCCCUAAUAACGUUAAGCAUACCAAUAUUUUCCAGGAAAGAUGGACACAAGUUGAACAAUUCUUCCAACAGCAAGAACAAAGGAAGUUCCAAGAGCAGCAAAGACAGCAACAACAGCAACAGCAACAGCAACAAGAAAGACAGCAGCAACAGCAACAACAUCAAAGAGCAAAGCAAGAUGGAAAGGACUAUUAUAAGAUACUUGGGGUUCCAAAAGAUGCAGACGAUGCAGCAAUUAAGAAAGCAUACAGAGCGCUUACAUUUAAAUAUCAUCCUGAUAGAUAUAAAGGAGGUGAUUUAACUCCGGAACAAAUUGAAGAGAAGAUGCAAGAUAUUAAUAUUGCCUAUGAAGUGCUUAGUGACAAGCAAGAGAGGGCAGCUUACGAUAAUGAGGCGUCAGCUGGAGGUGGAGGUGGAGGUGGGCAUUUUGGAGGAGGUGGACAUAGUGGAGGUGGAUUUAACGGGUUUGGACAAGAUUUUAUGAGACAGUUUAUGCAAAAUAAUGGUGGAGGAGGACCCCAAUUUAAUUUUGGAGGUUUUGGUGGGUUCGGUGGGUUUGGCGGUCAACAGCAACAGCAACAGCAGAGAAGAGGAGGUAAGAAACAAGCAGGAAAUAAGAAAAGACACUGA
This is a messenger RNA of Lizanozyma spartinae, 1809 nucleotides long. RefSeq names its product Jem1p (gene JEM1). Gene Ontology annotation, biological process: protein folding in endoplasmic reticulum. The record is from RefSeq and is a predicted model, not a curated record. NCBI's taxonomy places the organism in Eukaryota, Fungi, Ascomycota, Pichiomycetes, Serinales, Debaryomycetaceae. Gene Ontology annotation, cellular component: endoplasmic reticulum. Gene Ontology annotation, molecular function: misfolded protein binding; protein-folding chaperone binding. Bases 1 to 1809 code for a protein of 602 amino acids. The transcript has a single exon.